GUGCUUACCGCGGUGUUGGGCCCCCGUCCCACGACCCACCGACGGCUCGCAGCUUUGAGGCCCCUCCCAAUCCCGGGGCACGCCAUGUGACGCGAACACACAAGCACAGCAUAUAUCUGUCUUGAUCGUGCAUCAACAGAUCCCCGUUGUCUCAGUCUCUUUCCACAUUGGUAGCACCAUAAAUGACUCCUGUAUCCUAUUCGGAAUAAGGCACAUCUAUCUGCUGAACCACCGUACGUCACAAAGAAUCAGCGCCAACAAAGCAGCUACGCCUGUAGACAUAUAUUCACCAGAAAGACAUGCCAGCAGGCCAUUCAAACUCCAUUUUCGAGAGCAACCGCAGAGCAGCUAGGGAUGGCGAGGCGUUACUAUGGGGCGCCCUCUGCGACGAUCCCAGCACCGCCGCCGAGUACAUCGAGAAGGACUGCGUCGUGAUGAACCCACUCCUCCACCCAGACAAGUCCUUCGAGGCACUCACAGAAGAGUCAGAACCCACGCUGGCCGAAGCCCUGGAGAAGCUGGCCGUCUCCAAGCACCGGUGGACGAGCUAUGUGAUGCACAGGCAUGACCCCACGCCGGCCACCGCCAAUGUGGAGAUGUUCGCCGUUCAGAUCAUGUACAGGAUGACGCUGAUCCGGGAGACGACCCAUCGACAUCACCAUCAUCAUCAUAACAAUCACGACGACGACAAGGUGGAUGAGGAGAAGAAGAGCAAGCCUGACAUGCAGAAGGUUGAUGCGUUCUGCACGAGCACGUGGAGGCAGGGCUCAAAUGGGGGCUGGAAACUUUGUUCGCAACAGUUGAUACCCAUAUCAUGAUAACUACCUGGGUACCUAGGUAGUGUCCUUUCUGGUGCUCUUCUCCUUUCGGUUUCUUCCUCAUAGAUUUGCUAUUGGUUGAUGUCUAGUUGCAUUUACAUAAACCACAUACCUACCUGGUAGCCAAGUAAAAGCUCUCAAAUGGUAUUAGAAUUUUAUUUAGAAAGAAUGUACUGGUUGGUCCAUG
Diaporthe batatas is the source of this 1005-nucleotide messenger RNA. RefSeq lists its product as uncharacterized. The record is from RefSeq and is a predicted model, not a curated record. Lineage: Eukaryota; Fungi; Ascomycota; Sordariomycetes; Diaporthales; Diaporthaceae. Bases 300 to 818 code for a protein of 172 amino acids. The transcript has 2 exons.